UAGAAUAUUGUAAGUAAUGAUAGUUAAUAUUUUUAUAAUAUUAUUAGCUAUAAUUUUAAUUUUAAACUUAUUCAUUUAAUUUCAAAAAAUAUUAGACGUUGGAUUAUAGCAACAAUUAGGUAACAAAUAAUAGUAUUGAUUCAAUUCCUAGAUUUUGUUACAAAAUGUCAUCUAAGAUUAAAAUUGCUCAGGGAGCUAUGGUUUGUAAAGAAAUUAAAGUAAAGGGUCAAGUAAGUUUUGGCGCAUCUACAAUAAUUCAUCCUGGUGUAACUUUAAUUGCCGAAGCUGGACCCAUUGAAAUAGGAGAAAAUAAUAUUAUAGAAGAAUAUGUCAAUAUUAUUCACAAAUUUUUACCCGGAGAAGAACAGUCUGAGCCAGUGACACUGAAAAUUGGUUCUAAUAAUGUAUUUGAAGUAUAUUCAAUUAUUGAAGGAGUCAAGUCUAUUGGAGACAAUAACAUAUUUGAAUCAAAAAGUUAUGUUGGUCGUAAUUUAACCAUAGGUAAUGAUUGCAUUAUUGGAGCAGGUUGCCACCUAACAUCUACCGCUCCUAUUGAAGAUGGUACUUGUGUGUAUGGUAAAAAUUGUACUAGACAAAAAGCUUUUUGUAAACCAUCAGUUCCCGGAGGUCAUCGUGAAUUUUUGGUCAAACUAUUACCAAGUUACCAUUUGUUAAGAAAAAAUAAAAACCCCGUUGAAGGAAUUUAAAUCUAUGUUCAGAUCAAAAUUGUAUUAUAUUCACUUUCAUAUUGCAUAUUAUAUUAUAUUUCAUUAAUCUUGUAUAUUUAUUUAAAAUAAUAUAUAUAUUUUUUAUUUUCAA
This is a messenger RNA of Aphis gossypii (cotton aphid), 819 nucleotides long. RefSeq names its product dynactin subunit 6 (gene DCTN6-p27). Gene Ontology annotation, biological process: mitotic spindle organization. Gene Ontology annotation, molecular function: dynein complex binding. NCBI's taxonomy places the organism in Eukaryota, Metazoa, Arthropoda, Insecta, Hemiptera, Aphididae. The transcript is spliced from 5 exons. Gene Ontology annotation, cellular component: dynactin complex. The record is from RefSeq and is a predicted model, not a curated record. The coding region runs from base 165 to 707 and encodes 180 amino acids.